CCGCGGCCGCGCCUCGGCCCCUCCAGCCCCGGCCCCGUGCGAGCAUGCCCAGUGCAGGCCGCUAGUUUGGCUCGGCUCUCGGUUUCCAGUAAGUGGCUUGCGGGACUCGGGCGAGAUCCCCAGGAGCUGAGCCGGGAGUCUUUGUGUGCAGAGGGAGGCGGCGGCCGCCGGCCUGGAGACCCCGCCGGGGCGCUCCGGGGGCAGCACCAUGCUAGCCUGCCUGGCCCGGGGGAACUUACUGGACGUCCUGCAGGAGGGCUGCAACGAGCAACAGCUGCAGGCGUAUGUGGCCUGGGUGAACGCACAGCUGAGGAAGAGACCUGCGGUGAAGCCCGUGCAGGACCUUCGGCAGGACCUUCGGGAUGGAGUGGUCCUGGCCUACCUCAUCGAGAUCGUUGCAGGAGAAAAGCUGAGUGGGGUCCAGCUGAGUCCCAGGAACCAACAGGAGAUGAAGAAUAACGUGGAGAAAGUGCUACAGUUCGUGGCCUCCAAAAAGAUUCGGAUGCACCAGACUUCGGCUAAAGAUAUUGUGGAAGGAAACCUCAAGUCCAUCAUGAGGCUGGUCCUGGCCCUGGCGGCGCAUUUCAAACCCGGCUCCAGCAGGACGGUGAACCAGGGACGGGGCUCCCGAGCCCCUCUGCAGAGCCACCAGCCACACUGUGCCACCGCCGUGGCCCACGGCGCAGCUGCUGCCCUGGCAGACGUGUGUCAUGAUAUGUCACGGUCGGGACGGGACAUCUUCCGCUACAGACAGAGGAACAGCAGCAUGGACGAGGAGAUCGAGAACCCCUGCUGGAGCGUGCGCGCCCUGGUGCAGCAGUACGAAGGGCAGCAGAGGUCCCCGUCGGAAUCCAGCUGCUCCAGCCUGACUUCACCCAGUCCUGUCCACAGUGCAAAAAGUGAAUCCAUAAUAAGCCAGUCGGAAGAAAAGGCCGGUUUUGUGAUUAUUCCCUCGGAAGGAAUAGAAAACCGAACAGAGGAGACAGACUCCCCCUUAUCUCGAGACUGGCAACCAGGGAGCCCCGGAACCUACCUGGAGACUUCAUGGGAAGAACAGCUGUUGGAACAACAAGAACAUUUAGAAAAAGAAAUGGAGGAAGCGAAGAAAAUGAUCUCAGGAUUGCAGGCCUUAUUGCUUAAUGGAUCCUUACCUGAAGACGAACAGGAGAGACCCUUGGCCCUCUGCGAGCAAGGAGUCAAUCCCGAAGAACAACUGAUCAUAAUCCAAAGUCGUCUGGAUCAGAGUAUGGAAGAAAAUCAGGACCUAAAGAAGGAACUGCUGAAAUGUAAACAAGAAGCCAGGAACUUGCAGGGGAUCAAGGAUGCCUUGCAGCAGAGGUUGGCUCAGCAGGACACCUCAGUCCUUCAGCUCAAACAGGAGCUACUGAGGGCGAAUAUGGACAAAGAUGAGCUGCACAACCAGAACAUGGAUCUGCAGAGGAAGCUAGAGGAAAGGAACCAGCUACUGGGAGAAUAUAAAAAAGAGCUGGGGCAGAAGGACCGCCUCCUCCAGCAGCACCAGGCCAAGUUGGAAGAAGCACUGCGGAAGCUGUCGGAGGCCAGUUACCAGCAGGUGGACCUCGAGCGGGAGCUGGAGCACAAAGACGUCCUCUUGGCUCACUGUAUGAAGAGAGGGGCAGAGGAGGUGACCAACCACAACAGUCACACCUCUCAGAGCAAUGGCUUCCUCCCCGGGGUGGCAGGAAAAGGGGCUGCUUCUGUUACCCACAGAGGGACCAGUGACCUGCAGCUUGUGCGGGAUGCCCUCCGGAGCCUGCGCAGUAGCUUCGGUGGACACGAUCCGCAGCACCACACCAUCGACAGCCUGGAGCAGGGCAUCUCCAGCCUCAUGGACCGCCUGCGUGUCAUGGAGACGCUGAAGAAGCAGGAGAGAAGGGUUCGUGGCAAGUCACCCAGAACUCAAGCAGAUGAUGAAUACUGGGAGUCCUGGCCCACUAAUUCAAAGCUGCCUCACUCCCAGAGCGCCCCGGCCGUCAGCAGCACCUGCACAAAAGUGCUCUACUUCACCGACCGCUCCCUCACGCCCUUCAUGGUCAACAUACCAAAGCGGUUGGGGGAGGUGACCUUGAAGGAUUUCAAAGCAGCCAUUGACCGGGAAGGGAAUCACCGGUACCACUUCAAAGCUCUGGAUCCUGAGUUUGGCACCGUCAAAGAGGAGGUUUUCCAUGAUGACGAUGCCAUCCCCGGAUGGGAAGGGAAAAUAGUAGCCUGGGUGGAGGAGGAUCACGGCGAGAAUUAAACUGAGUAUCAGGUGGAAGACUUUCGGAACUUGACUCUCCCUGGCUGCUCGACUCAGGAAAGAGGACUGAAACCAGGAAACACUACGAAGUUUCUAGUUCAUGCUGCCAAAAGAGAAGCUUCUCCAAGGGUAACAGCCAGAGAGGCCAGUCCUGUUUGUGUGCCUGGCACAUGUGGCCCUUAAAAAUCCCUGUCCAAAUGGAGACCCCGGCUUCCUCUGCAAUUCCUCGUUAUGGGAACACAGUGUUUCAUUCUGCUCUGAGGAUAACAAACCCAAGGCCUUAAGCAACGGGAAUGGGCCAUUCAGCUCUGAUAGGGGCAUGGCUGCUAGGAUCUGGAAACUGGGAAUCAGAGGCGUCACUGCUGCGUGUUACAGUAUUACUUGGCCUAGAUGGUUGCAGCAGUCCUGGUGUUUGUACUCGCAGACAAGGCACGGGUAACCUGUUUCCUGCUUCUUCGAAGCUGCUGCAAAUGCAUCAAGGGGGAAGCCCACUCCUCAGCCAUCUUUCUGGACUGGUCGUGGAUGGUGCAUUAUCUUGGACUUGCUGGGAAACAUCUGCCUCACAUGUGCUAUCCUUGGCCAAAACCAUAAUGAAGUUAGACCUUGGGCUGCCUCUGGUGUCUUAACUGGUUCUGCAACUUGUCCUUGAGCCCAAGGGGACAUAUUUCAAUGUACUGUUAGUUUUCUCUGGGGACUCUUUUAACUGGAGCCUUUUUAAACAUUCUAACUGAUGAACUUUGUAUUUGAAAGGAAUGAGGAGUUAAAAAACUCCUUGAGAAUCCAGGCGGGUGUGGAACGGUGCUGCUAUCCAUAUCUUCUUGACUUUCUUUCUUUCCCUUAGGACUUAAGUUUCUCUAUUGUUGUCUCCUUUGCACUCAAAAGGGAGGCAGAUCAUUAAUUUCAGUAUUUGUGAUUUUUUUUUUUUUGAGAACCGAGCAUGAGUUUCUGGUCUAUGCCUCCUUGUUUCAAGGCCAGGGUGUUUUGGUUUUUGGUUUUUCCCAUUACCUUGAAUCUAGGCUGAUUCUUUGGGGCACGAUAGAAACCAGGGAGCAUGGAGCCUGAGUUGUGAAUGGCAGGGCUGAUUCUGGGUGAAAAAAAUCAAA
Molecule: messenger RNA, 3363 nt
Organism: Sorex fumeus (smoky shrew)
Lineage: Eukaryota; Metazoa; Chordata; Mammalia; Eulipotyphla; Soricidae
Gene: DIXDC1
Product: DIX domain containing 1
Exons: 20
Coding region: 209-2260 (683 amino acids)
Biological process (GO): canonical Wnt signaling pathway
Cellular component (GO): cytosol
Molecular function (GO): protein binding
Source: RefSeq, a predicted model, not a curated record